Molecule: messenger RNA, 686 nt
Organism: Baudoinia panamericana UAMH 10762
Lineage: Eukaryota; Fungi; Ascomycota; Dothideomycetes; Mycosphaerellales; Teratosphaeriaceae
Exons: 2
Coding region: 129-482 (117 amino acids)
Source: RefSeq, a predicted model, not a curated record
CGCUCCGAAGCCAGUGUUUGUGUUUGUGUUGGCAGCGAAGGGGUUGCUCGCUGUUGUGCCGCCUGCAUUGUUGGCUCCAAAACCAGUCGAGGCGUUGCCUCCACCGAAGAGUGAGCCGCCACUAGUCGAUGCACCGAAGCCACCAGUCGCAGGCUUGUUGGCACCGAAUAGACUUCCACCGGUAUUGCUGCCGAAGCCGCCGGUGCUUGUAUUGGCAGUAUUACCAAAAGCACCGCCUGAGCCACCGAAUGUGCCGCUUGUGCUCGUGUUGCCGCCAAAGAGCCCGCCACCGCUGCUACUUGUGGCUGCGCCGAAGGCUGGCUUUGGCGCAAAGGGAUUGCUCUGGGUCUGGUUAUUGUUGUUGUUAUUGUUCGCCGCCGAAGCCGCCGAACGUCGAGCCGGUGUUGGUAUUGUUACUGUUGUUGUUACCGAAGAAAGACAUCUUCGCGGUGUCGAGGGGUAGAUCGGUAAGGGGAAGGUAAGUGUGCGCUGUUGCGCUUGCGCGAAGAUUGAAGCUUCUUAGACGUGAAUAACCAUAUGAGCUUCACUUGGGCGAGAUGUCCUGACUUUGACGCUGUUACACCGUCGCUGUUCGUUCUUGACAGCCUCCCGCAGUGUGGACGCGCUCUGGGUGCAAUGUUGGUAUGACCGAGGAUGUGGAUGCGGGUUCGAACAGCACAAUGCGC